Molecule: messenger RNA, 2839 nt
Organism: Synchiropus splendidus (mandarinfish)
Lineage: Eukaryota; Metazoa; Chordata; Actinopteri; Syngnathiformes; Callionymidae
Gene: rangap1b
Product: Ran GTPase activating protein 1b
Exons: 12
Coding region: 113-1354 (413 amino acids)
Biological process (GO): nucleocytoplasmic transport; activation of GTPase activity
Cellular component (GO): perinuclear region of cytoplasm; cytosol; nucleus
Molecular function (GO): small GTPase binding; GTPase activator activity
Source: RefSeq, a predicted model, not a curated record
GCAACCGCCUCGUUUACGACUACUUUAUGACCCAUAUAUCUGCUAUUAGCUACUUGCUAUGUCGUCACGGCAGUUUUGUUGUUCCGUGGAAUAAGGUUCAUGACAAUUCAAAAUGGCCACAGAUGAUAUUGCACAGCUGGUUGAUGCUCUUUCCAAGACUCAUGUUGGAGAUGGAGAGUUGAGUUUUAAGGGACGGGGCCUCAAGUUGGAUGAUGCGGAUUCUGCGGAGGAUCUGGUCCACAGCAUUAAGCAGUACCAAGAUUUGAGAGCUCUGCGAUUGGAGGGCAACACAAUGGGAGUAGAGGCAGCCAGGGCCAUUGGGAAAGCCAUUGAAAGCAAAGAUCUCCUUGAGAGAUGUUACUGGAGUGACCUGUUUACUGGAAGACUGCGCUCUGAAAUCCCCUCAGCCCUGAGGUUCCUCGGCAGUGGAUUAAUGAGUGCAGGAGCCAGACUGACCGAGCUGGAUCUGAGUGAUAACGCCUUUGGUCCAGACGGUGUGAAGGGAAUAGAGCAGCUGCUGAGGAGUCCAUCCUGCCACACACUCAGGGAGUUGAGGCUCAACAACUGUGGAAUGGGUAUCGGUGGUGGAAAAAUCCUAGCAGAUGCUCUUAUUGAGUGCCACAGGAAGUCAUUCGAUCUGGGAGCCGCACUCAGACUAAAGGUCUUCAUCGCGGGGCGGAACCGCCUUGAGAACGAAGGUGCCAGCGCCUUAGCCAAAGCUUUCAAGUUGAUGGGGAGUCUGGAGGAAGUGCACAUGCCUCAGAAUGGAAUCAACUACAAAGGAGUGAUGGCUCUAGCAUCAGCACUGCGACAUAAUUCAGAGCUUCGCGUCAUCAACCUGAACGACAACACCUUUACCAAGAGAGGAACCGUUGCCAUGGCCCAGAACCUGAAGCACCUGCGGAACGUCCAGGUGAUCAACUUCGGGGACUGUUUGGUGCGCUCUGAAGGAGCCAUGGCUCUCGCUGAUACACUGAGAGAAGGACUGCCGGUCCUCAAGGAGCUCAAUUUGUCAUUUGGGGAGAUCACUGAGGCAGCAGCCGUCGUGGUGGCUCGGGCAGUCAUGGACAAGCCAUACAUGGAGAAAAUAGAUCUGAAUGGUAACUGUCUUGGUGAGGACGGAUGUGAGGCUCUGAGGGAAACGAUGGAGAGCAUGGAUAAAGGAGACAUGCUGGCAUCGCUCAGUGAUGAUGAGGGAGAGCCUGAUGAGGAGGAGGAGGAGGAGGAAGAAGAAGAAGAAGAAGAAGAGGAGGAUGAGGCCACUGAAGAAUACAGUGGAGGAGAGGAUGUAGAAGAUGGCCUUGCAAGGGAGACUGGGAACAUAAGUGAAGAAGACAGUCCUGUUAAGUCCUAGGCCUUGUGUCAGCACAGCUCUUAAAAUCCUGCAGCAUGGAGGUGCUGGUCUCUGCUCUGGAGAAGAGGUGCAAUGAUCAAUACCGACCCAACACUGCCCUUCUUAAUACACACGCACACACACGCUGCUCUGGCAUGGAACAAGUGAUAAAAGAUGACCACUGCUCUUGUUUCUUAAUUUGUACAUUGCCUGAAGAUGUGAAAGCCAAAUGUGUUUCAUUUUAUUUUUUUACCUUAUUUUUCUAGUAAACAUUAAAAUAAUAAAAAUGUAGGUUAAUACAAUUGUUAACACACAUUGAUCAAGUAAAAACAAUUGCCUUCGAACUGACUAUGGGGAAUAGAUCCCUUUGCACAGUGCAGUAUGGGAUGAACAAAGACAGUUUGUGGUGGAAGUGAUUCUGGCACCGCUAAAUUAGUUUUAAAUUUGUGUAACAUUGCAGCACAUACACUAGAUCCUCUCGCUCAUUUCCUCAUCUGUGUGUUAUAGUGGCAUUUAUGGUUGAAAAUUGUUUACUGUUCUUCUGGGAAUCAUUGAGAACUGCAUUUGUAUUGUGAAGAGGCUUGAUGAUGUUUGCAUUACAUUUCUUAUUAAUAUAACUAAUCCAACACGUUUGAUAGUGUCUGUCUCUCUUUCUGAUGAUGUUUAUGUUAUCGCGUUCAUAUUCUUCAUUCAUACUGUCAGUACCAAAUUGACACACACGCAGGUCAUCUUUUUCUUUUUGGGGACAUUUCUUUCUCCAGCCUCCCACCCAAAACCUAACCAAAACCUAACCAUUGAAAACAAGUGGCUUACCUUAACCAGGAUCUAAACCAUUCCAAACCGAUUCAAUUAAAUGAUCCAGUUUUUAUUUAUUUAAGUUUUAAUCCUCAAAUUGAUGCUUUACCUCUGGUCCCCACUAGGGGUGUUUCCAUGAAUUGGUCCCCACAGGUACAUGCAAUACCGGGACACAUACACACACGUUUGUUUUCAACAAAACAAAAAGAAGAACUUUUGGUGCCAAACCCUUGAACCUCCAUCCUCAAAUUCAGGGUUAACCAUGACCUUACUAACUUACUUAACUAAGCCAAAUGUCCUCACAAUCCAUCUACUGAAUCAAACGCUGUCUAAAUCAAAGCACAUCAGGCGUGUACAUCUGUGUACACAAUCAGAACAUGACAAGACAGAAGUCUGGAAGAUUCAUUGGUUAUUCAUGCACUAGUUAUGGGUACAUGUGUCCUCAGACCAACCGAGAGACACAAUUUCUAAUAUGACCAGGGUCUGUCCCAGGACCUCCUCUCAGUUGAACAUGCCAGGAACACGAUACCAGGGAGGCGUCCAGAAAACAUUCUCAUUGUCGUGUCAGUCAAUAUCGGUGAUUUUACCACAAAAUUUCCUCAGCUCUUUUGUCUAGAUAAACAGUCUUAAUAACUGAUGAUGCUACAACAACCUUUUCAAAUUUCACACUCCCUCCUCUUUGCUCUACCCGGACUGGCGUAGAACCGUCAC